UUUUGUUUAAUAUUUUCAAAUGCUUUGGUCCUUAGAGCAGGUUGAGGGCAUGCUGGGUGUCCUCAAAACCUCCACGGACAAAAAUGUUAUAUAUAAAUGCCUCGUCAAGCUGCGCACCGAUGUGGUUAAAGAUAAAGAUGGUAUUGUGUUGUUUCGAACUGCGGGGGGCGUUCCGGAAAUGGUUCGCCUGAUUACUAAACUCAACGAAAAGAUCAUGGAAGUCGUUUUGAGCAUAUUGGGCAAUUGCUGUACGGAUGAUUUGGCUUGCAUCGAGGCUGUGGAGUGUAAGGUGAUUGGACCGUUGGUGACCAUAUUGAAAACCAUUCCCAACUCGUUGAUUCAGUGUCGCGCCUGCCGCAUGCUCGGCAAUCUGGCGAAGAGCAAGAAGGUGUCCACCUAUCUGACGGCCCACUAUGGAGCGAUAGCGCCUGCCAUUUGCCACAUCAUCGAGUCGACGAGUGCGGUGCAGACAAGGAUAAUGGCAUUUAGGGUCUGUCGCUUUCUGCUCGUGAGCAGUCAGUUCUACAAACAUUUUCUGGCCUCCAAUGGAUUUCUGCAGCUGAUGCGGAUAUUUUCAGCCGUGAUGAAGAACAACGAGGCGCCCAAGGAGUCGCCGCAGGACAUCGAAGUGUCCGCCUUAAUUGGCCUGAAGCGUAAUCAGCAUCGUGAAAAGUAUUUCGAGGAGGUGGCUCGCAAUUUGGAAGGUGUCCGCAGCGACAUCUUCGAUUACCAGAUGCUAAAGAACUCCACCCGCAACUGUGAAUACAUCCUGCCCAAGGAGAACGAUGCCAUCGAGCUGGCCUACGAGAUCCUGAAGUGCCUGAUGCUCCUCUCUGCCCAGCAGAUUGGCAUGAGAGUUUGGGAGGUGCUGUCCCGGAACACAUCCCUUGCGCCCAUCGUGUAUUUCGUGAAGGAGGACAGCGAGCAGCGCUCAUCGGCACUUAAGAUACUUUCCAACUUCGGCAAGGAUCCGUGCGCCUUUUACAUGCUCAGCACGGCGGAUUCGAUUGUGGCUGCCUGUGAGCUGCUCAUGGCCGUGAAUAUGGCGAAGCCGCUAUCGGAGAGCGAGUGCCGACAUUGUGUGAACAUUAUAUCCACCUUAUCGACCGAUGCCUGCAGCCGUUCCAAAAUUCGACGCUGUGGCGCAUUACGCAAACUGGUGGCCAUGAUCCGAGAGUCGCAUUCUCGCAGCGAGCGUUCAUCGCUAUUUUACAUUCUGAACAACUUUCAAUAUGACAACCUGAGCAUGGAGCUGCUGCUGCAUGAGGGUCUGGUGCCCAUGUUGGUGCGCGAACUAAACGAUUAUCUGACCGGCGAUGAGGAGUAUCACAAGCGACGGCACGAGGAACGCAUGCAGGGUUUCAAGAAACGCAAACUGACCGAUCCCACAACGCCAGAGACGUUGAGCAAGUUCUCAAAGACGCAGGAGGCGCUCGCCACGGACUUUGACUCGCCGAGCAGCUCGCCCCGAUCAUAUCGUACCACAAGUCCGUGCAGCUCGCGCAGCAUGUCGCCAGUCUGCUCGAAACUCUUUGACAAUGAUGAGGAUGAGGACUAUUCGCCGGCCUGCAGUGAUGACGAUGACGAUGAGGAUGAUGGCAAGACUCAAGUCAAUUCUAAUAAUGACACACGAGAAUCUCGCAUUGCUGCGAAUCGGGCUCAACCCACCAAUGUGAUGGACAUCUUGAAUCUGAUGGACGAGGGCAGCGAGCCCAUUGACGACACCUUAUCGGACAAGGAGGAUCUGGAGGAGCUGAGCUCGGAUGUGCCGCCAAAGCUGGCCCAGUUGCGCAAUCAACAGUCUGGCGACACCAUCGAUGUCAUUGAGAAUCUCAUUUAUCGCAUUACCCUGAUGAUCAACAAGCGACCCGAGUUGGGCAAGCCGGAAACGCUUGACACUCUCAUCCGGGCCAUUAAUCUCUUCGGUGCCAACAACAACUUUGCCAAUGCUCUGACCAAUAUAUUGCUUGAAAGUCAGUUCUUUGCCCAGAUCAUCAAGCAUGGCGUUGUCCAUCAGCUCUAUCAGCUGACCAAGGUGGAAGAGAUGCGCAAGGAUGGCUUCGCAUUCCUGGAGACGCUCACCAAUGUGGGCGAGUCCAACUAUGGCAAGGAGGAGCUGGUCCGUCUGCUGCGCUGCGAUGCCGAUUUGAGUGCACAACAACGGGCUGCCAUAUCCGUGGCAUAUAUCAUCAAAAGCCAUCGGCUGCUCUAUCAGUUUCUGUAUGAUGGCAAUGCGCUCACGUUGUUGUUCGACCUGUUGCUGCGCAAGAAGAGCGACAAUCUGUAUGCGGAUGAGGCAGCCGAUGCAGUUACGGCCAUGUCCCGUUUCACGCUGGGCAUCAUUCUGCCCGAGCCGGAGCCAGUGGACGUCAAUGCCAUCAUGUGUGCGACUCAGUGGAAUGCAACGGCUGCACCGCUGCACGAGAAUUGUGAUAUGCGAUUCCUGGUGCAAGGCGAGGAGGAUGCAGCAGCACCAGCGGCAGCGGCAGCAGCAGCAGAGGCAGCAGCUGAGGCAGCAGCUGAGGCAGCAGCUGAGGCAGCAGCCGUAAAAGCAACUGAGAGCCAGGAAGCCACGUUCAGUAUUGGCUUCAACAAGCAGCUACUCUGUGAUACCAGCGAGGUGUUCAACAAGAUGCUCAACAGUGACUUUCGCGAGGGCCACGACGGCGAGAUUCAGCUGCGCAACUAUACGGCCAGUGGUCUGCGCUAUUUCCUCCACCUGAUUAGCUGCCAGUCGCGUCACUUGGCCAUGCCCGAGUAUGGGGCACUGCUGGAGGCGUUCGAGAUGUCGCGCGUCUACAUAAUACCCGAGUUGGAGGUGCUGCUCCAUGAACGACUCAUCCAGUUCCUCGAUUCGCACAACUGCCUGCGUCUCUUAGAGUGGGCGCUGAAGAACUACCAUGCCGAGCUCACGGAAACUGCCAUCAGCUAUUAUUUGUGCGCUGCGAUGCCCGCACAGGAUAAGCUGCAUCUGUUCCGCGCCGCCGAGGACUCCACAUAUGCCAGCGAAUGGUUCCAGCUGCUCAAUGAUGCCGUUUACGAGCGUUGUCGCAGCACCGGCUAUUAGUGCCCGGCUGCUGCCCCUUCUUCAGCCUUUACCUGCCAACUGUACUAUAUAUAUAUAUAUAUAAACGUGUGAUUAUUUGUGUGUUUGUUCUC
This is a messenger RNA of Drosophila grimshawi, 3159 nucleotides long. RefSeq lists its product as uncharacterized. Lineage: Eukaryota; Metazoa; Arthropoda; Insecta; Diptera; Drosophilidae. The transcript has 7 exons. Gene Ontology annotation, molecular function: protein binding. The coding region runs from base 20 to 3067 and encodes 1015 amino acids. Gene Ontology annotation, biological process: anatomical structure morphogenesis. The record is from RefSeq and is a predicted model, not a curated record. Gene Ontology annotation, cellular component: cytosol.